AUGGCUCCAGAAUCAGUCUUUGACCAUGUCAUUCUUCUUGUGCCCCAUAAGCAGCUCGUUUCGCCUCCGCAGUGGCUCUCGGGUGCUUUCACCAUUCUGGACGGUGGGGUGCAUGAGGGUGGUCUGACGGAGAACAAGCUCAUAGUGCUUGAAGACGGCAUCUACCUCGAGCUCAUUGCCUUUGUGGACGGUGUAAGUUCCCAGGAUAGGGCGAUGCACCCAUGGGGAAAGCAGCCCGAGGGACAAAUCAUCCACUGGGCUCACACCAUCCUCAGCCACGAAGAGGACCAAGACUCGGAUACGUCUGAGCAGAAAUUCAGUGCCAUUCAGGCAAGGAUUGAGGAUGCAAAGGUGGGAAUCAAGUAUUUCGAUCCGGAUCCUGGGUUUAGGACAAUGGCGGACGGCUCAAAGAGGGUAUGGGCCAAUGCUAUACCCAACUUUGACGACUACAAGGGGCCGGUUUGGAUCAAUCAGCAGCCGUUCUGGACCUUUGAUCGGACUCCACGAUCUCUGCGAGUGCCGGUUACGCCGGAGAACACGUCCCAUGCGUCUGGUGUUGUUGGUGUUGCCGCCAUUUCUCUGUACAUUAAAGACGAGAAGACAGUGGAGAAGAUGGUCCCGUUUUACAACGCAGUUUUCAACGACUCUGCUGUCAAGGAGACGCCAUCCGACAAUGUUAUGCGGUAUAGAUGGGAUGCUGCGGCGCCUGCGCAUGAGAAGUUUGGGAAGAGAUAUUUCUUCCUGUGUCACGCGGUGGAAGAUGCGUUUACGGAGGAAGAGAUGGCUGAGGCGGGUGGCAUUGUGCCUGAUAUUUUCAUCAAGCUGUCCUUGUACACAAGGGGAGAGGCGGAAACGGUGAAGGGAAGAUUUGUGAAGGGUACGCUGAUCACAUUCGAGUUGCUUCCGACGGCAGCUUCGUAG
Messenger RNA from Trichoderma reesei QM6a, 921 nucleotides. RefSeq lists its product as uncharacterized. NCBI's taxonomy places the organism in Eukaryota, Fungi, Ascomycota, Sordariomycetes, Hypocreales, Hypocreaceae. The record is from RefSeq and is a predicted model, not a curated record. The coding region runs from base 1 to 921 and encodes 306 amino acids. The transcript has a single exon.